CGUCGGGAGAGUCCGUCUCCUCCGUAUCAAACCAGUCGAGAAACGACAAUUCUUUUUGAUUCCGGUAGAUAAAUAAAUUCGGUCCUUCGAGCCGGACCUCUGCCGUUUGUGUGCAUCGGUUCACGUUAUGCGGUCGAUCAUGUAUUGCGGAAAUGUGUGCGUUCCGAGUGCAUUGUCGUCGAGUAUCGCACCCUAGACCCUCCUAAAUACGCCCUUUAAACGGAGAAUUCCCAUUGAAAAGGACUGAAAAUGGAGGAAAAAAAGGGCCCGUGCCGUUUCGGCGGCUCCAAGGUCUCCGAAAUCGCGAACAUCUUCCAGAGCCACCAGAAAGACCCGGAGAUCUUCGCGUCGGCGCAUCAGCCGGCGCUGCGCAAACCGACCGCGAAAUCGCAACCGAAUAACGACGCGGAAACGUCGCCGCCGGUCGUUACGGUCAUGCGCACCGAGUCGCACGUCACGCGGUUCAAUAACGCGCGCGCCAUGUUCGAAAAACUCGGUUCGGAGGACCAAAAGCCGGGCGGUCGCGUUGUCCCUUUACAGGGCACCAAAAGUGCCUCGAACGUGUUGGAUCAACGGUCGAGGAGCAGCUCGGCCAACAGCGAGACGAGGGAGACCAAGUCGCAGAGCUCCAGGUCUCCCUCGCCUCCCAAGAAACUUUUGGAGAGGUCCAGCUAUAGCACCCCCGUGAUAAACGAUAACGAAAAUCGGAAAACUAAUGGCAUUAAUAACGGCGACGCAUCACUAAUAAAACCGAACGGAAACGACAUCGACCGAACGAAGCCCUCCCUAAUGAAAAAACCGGAAAAACCCGAGAAACCCGAACGGAAAUUCAACAGUAAGGAGCUAAUUGAGCGUCAAAAAAACUGGACGUCUCAUUUUUCGAAAAACCGAGGGGCGGGAGGGCGGUUCAACAGCGACCCGAACAAAACGGAAGUUAAAUUGGCGGUUAAUAACCGGGAGGGGGGGAAUCGAGAGGCGCAGAGAGCCAGUGCGGCUCGCAGCGCAUCCUUUAACAAUUCCAGGAUAAUUAGUCCUCCCACGUCUCCUCCUCCGGACCCUCCGGUCCGUACCGACGCCUCCCGACGUCCCAACAUAACCCGUAAAGAGCGACCCGCUUCUUGCUCGGUACUACCCGCUCCCUCUUCCAACGAGUCGCCCAAUAACGAUAAAAACCUCUUACUCACCUCACCUCUGAAAGACUUCACUCCUCACGAGAGGAGAGAGGUUGUGCCCAAGUGUUUGUUCAGGGAGGACAGUUUGCAACCCCCGGGGGUGGUGCUGGGGAGCAAAUCUCCCCUGUUGGAGGACGGUGAGGUGAGGGAGAACCUGUCGGCUACCUCGGGCAGCUUGUCCUCCUUGAGCCCGCCCAGUAGUCCGAGCAAAGUGAGGUCGGAGCAAGAAAAACAGGAGGAGGAAAGCAAUGAGAAGUCGAUUUUAGGCCAUAGCGACUCCAAUCACAAAGAGAGCAAGACUGAUGACCCCCUCGUCGCCGUGCCAAGACGGACCAAAGUGUCCAGCAUUUCACUCAACAUUCCCCCGGCAGGACUCGGCAGCAGACCUUCGUCCAUCAUCACCACCUCCGAUGAAGGUGGCUUUAACGAGCCCUCCCCAAAAAUCGAGGCGAGACUGCGCCCCCACGAGGAAUCCCUCUACGACUUCCCUGUGAACGAGGACGUCCUAGUCGAGUACGACAAUUCACCAGAAGACGUCACUGAGUAUUCGGAGGGUGACGUGGUGACCGAUAACCCGGUGAAACUCACCCAAGCGGAGAUCGAAGCUCUCUACGCCGUACCUAACAAGAAUAAAACUGCUCCCGGUGGUGUUGCGAUGGAAGAGAGGCAAUAUUCGAUACCGGAACUAAAAUCGGCCAGUUUCGACAAAUCGGUCUCCCCCACGGACUCCGAUGCAGGCUACGCGGUCCCCUAUCGCUCGCCUAGCAUCGCCCAUCAAAAGUCCGUCACCUCCACCGACUCCUCGGACGUUUCCCAAGUAACCGUGGUGCAAAAAUCAGUAGAUUCAGACGUGAUGUACCAUCAGAACAGUCCGGUGGUCAACUCGGUACUCUCCGAGCUGGAAAGCCAAGAGAGUUUCGAGAAGAACUGCCGUAGAGAGCCGGAGGUACCACCGGAACCGUUCAUCAUAAGCCGGGAGGCGUUGCAAAGUGAAAAACUGGCGAAAAGUCCGGAAAAUCGCCGAUCGGAGGCGAACAUCCUGGACGCGAACGAUCUGGAGUUUUCCGGCGACUGCGAGGUGGAGAAGAAGGCGGUGUCCGAGUUGGACUCGAUGACCCCCGACGAAGCCGAGAACCUCCUGAGCACCAAAAUUCUGGAGAAAAGAUUUAGAGCGGAUCUUUUAUCGGACGAGGAGGCUCAAGAGGUGGCUCGACUGCUACAUGCCAAAGAGCAAAAGAUCCACAAAUGGCCUCCGACCAGUAACUCCCUGUUCCAGGAUUCGAUCACCGCUUCAGUGCACGAUUCCUCCGGACCGGUUUCGUUAAACGACAGUUUAGGUCCUCCGUCACUCCAAGAGGAAUCCGUCGCCACCGAGUCCAUCACCAACGAACCGAACGCUGAUUGGCAAAAGAACUUCUCCAGCAAUCAGGAGAAUAAGAACAUUAAGGAUCUGGAGCCGUUGAGUCAGUAUUACGAGUCCACGUCCAGCCUGGACAUGUCCACGCAGGACGAGGAGGAGUUUUUGAACCAUUCCAAGUUUGACGCCAGCGUUUCCGCCUCCGAUUCCGGACUUAUUGAUUCAGUGACGAGCAUUUCGGACACAAACAACGCGGAAACGGGAAGCGAGGAAAUCCUGGAUUUCGUCCCUAAACCGGUGGCGAUCGUGGGGGUGGAACACGGGGUCCACUACUACGAGGACGGCCACUUCUGGAUGGAGGUUCCCGGUCUACCUCCAGAAGAGGAGGACGACGAUCUGGAUUAUCCCGUUUACGUCCCGAAACCGACCAAAGUGAAUUUUUCCGUCGAACCCAUCAGGGUGUUUUCCACGUUCAGUGUAUCGGAUUAUGACCGACGUAACGAAGACGUGGACCCGGUAGCCGCCUCCGCCGAAUACGAGCUAGAAAAACGCGUGGAAAAAAUGGAAGUUUUCCCGGUGGAACUGAUCAAGGGUCCCGAGGGACUCGGCCUGAGCAUCAUCGGGAUGGGAGUGGGGGCGGACGCGGGCCUGGAAAAGCUCGGGAUCUUCGUCAAGACGAUCACCGCGAACGGGGCGGCGGCCAAAGACGGCAGGAUCAAAGUGAACGAUCAAAUCAUCGAAGUGGACGGGAAAAGUUUGGUCGGGGUGACGCAGGCGUACGCCGCCAGCGUUCUGAGGAACACUUCCGGAUUGGUCAAGUUCAGUAUAGGUAGAGAAAGGGAUCCGGAAAACAGCGAGGUGGCCCACCUGAUCCGUCAGUCCCUGCAAGCGGAUAAAGAACGCGAGGAAAGGAGACAGCGGAUAUUCGAGUCGGAGCAACAGCAGAGCGACGCCAGUACCGUUCAGUUAACGGGGUCUACAAAUACGAGUGUCAGUGAUGGUCCGGUGAGUCCCACAGUGAACCAGGAGAGUCUGUUCGAUAACGAGCAGGAUAAUACGGAAUCUUUGAGGAAUCUCUUACAAGAGACGCAACGCAAGCUAAGAUUGUCUGAGCAUGAGGUUGCGAUGAUGAAAACCCAGAUAAUGGAGCAAAACGGCAUGAAACCGGACGAGUCUAACGAGAAACUGGAGCAGGUGAACCAGAAACUGCGAGACGCGGAACGUCAACUGGUGACGAGCAAAAAGGAGUCGCAAACGUUCCAGAAUAUGCUGGAACAGUCGCAGGCUCAGUACCAGACCCUGGAGAAGAAGUACGGCAAAGCGAAGCAGCUGGUCAGGGAGUUCCAGCAGAGGGAGCUGGACAUGCUGCACCGGGAAGACUUUUAUCAGCAACUGCUCCAAGAAAAAGACACCGAAUAUAACGCUCUGGUUAAGAGCCUGAAGGAUCGGAUCAUCGCCCUGGAGCAGGAUUUACUCGACACCCAAAGGAAGGCGGGCCUCCCGAUGAUCUUACCAUACGACAACACCAACAUUAAGCAACUCGCCUCGCCGCAGAUGGCGCGCAAAGCGCAGCCGCCCAAGCCCCCACUCCAGUUCCAGUCGCUCAAUCCGGACUUUUCCGAUACUGAUGACGUGUCCGACCAAAGUCCGGACGAGGACAAGACGGCGACCGUGGAGCGGAAAAUGCCGGAGAAGGCUGGAGCGAAGGACGAACUGGACAGUGCGGUGCCGCCCCACGAGCUCUUAGACAUAAAAGCGACGCGGAGCAAGGCGGAACUGGCGACCCGCGGCUCCCUGGCCAACCGGCAACUGCCGAGCGGGGCGGCGAAAAAGGGCGGCGGAGGCGGCAGCAGCAGCGGGGGCGGCUCCCUCAGCAACAGCAGCUCCGACUACGGCCUGGACGAGAGCUACAACUCGGCGGACGAGGAGCCUCUGCCGCCCCGAGGCAAAAGUAGUCGCCCUUCUGCCGCCCUCGUCUCUUCUAAAGUCAACGUUGUCCGCCCCACGUCGCUAACUACCACCACCACUACUACUACUACUACUACUAACUCUCAUUAUAUCAUUCAACCGCAGUACGCCGCUGUCCAGCACCAGCCGCAGCGACAAUACCACGAUCAGUACAGCGUGCAGUACAGCGAGGUGCAAAAAACCGGAAAGAACAACGGCGCACCCUGCGCGGCGCAGGGUGUCAUUGGCGGCGAAUCUACCGGCGUGGUUUACGCUCGGGUGCAGAAAGACACGCGGACGGACGAAGUGACGACGACGACGACGACGUCGUACGCGGAGGCGGCCGGGGGCGGCAACAAGGGCGUCGGUCCGCCGCCCUCCUUGGCCGAGCAGCUCAAACAAGUGUUAGCCGAGAGAGAAAAAAGACUGGGCAGUGACAGCGUGACAAGCUCAACUGACGAACUGAACGAGGAAAAAUCCAAAGAAGACCCCGCGCACCACCUCCUGGAGGAAAUCAGGCAGGCGGUCAGCGAGGCGAAUGCCAAAGUUAACCGUGACGUUCUAGUGAAAAAAGUGGUACCGGUGACCCUGUCGCCGCCCGGAACCACCCCCUGGCACCACCAGCAGGGGAGCAACACCUCCCCCGAGCCGCCGUCCCCUUCCAGUUUAAGUUCGGGGUCGGUUUCACCCUCGAGACACGACACCUCCUGGGCCACCACCGAUCUCAGUAUGUCGUCGUGCAGUAUCGCUAGCGAUAAACGCGGUUCGACGUCGCAUUUUUGGCAUUCCACCCCCGUUAACGACUGGAAUAAGGAUCAGGUGUGCCAGUGGCUCCUCCAGAUCCGGCUGGAGCAGCACAUCCAGAAGUUCGCGGAGCUCCAGGUGAACGGCAGCGCCCUCUUGUUGCUCACCUCCGCCGACUUCAAGAUCCUCGGCAUCACCAGCGACGACAAGAACCGCCUGAAGCGGAAAAUCAAGGAACUGAAGGCGCAAGCGGAAAAGGAGCGGAAACAACAGGAAAAGGACCGCAAAGAGAAGGAGAAACAGAUGCGGAAGGCGGAGAGGGCGAGCAAGAAGAAAUGAUGAUUAUUAGCCGGACUGUUUGUCGGCAUUUAGGGCCAUAAAUGUGUAAAUAUUGUAUAAUAUUGUGAACUUAGAGCCUGAAUGUUAUUUAUUAUAGCGGAUUUAACUGUGAUGCCAAUAAGUUUUCCCGGUUUUUUUUUCAUGUCAAUCGUGCAAUACGUCCCCUCCCCGUUUUAACGUAGAAAUUACAGUUUUAGCCUUGGAACUGUCACUGUUACGUUAGAAGUUGCUUCAGGGUAGCAGAGGGAGGGGCAACUGUAUCCAGGGUGUCCCAUGUAAUCAAAAUCAAAUUCCCGAAAAGGUAUACGUGAUUUUAUUCUCGUAACUAAUUUAAAGGAGACGUUUUGUAUUAUAGCCUAAAUAUCGCCAAAAGUAUUGUGGUUAGGGCUUUAGUAGGUAUUACCAACAUUUUAGACUAGAUCAUUUCCAAUCCAAUAAAGCUUAUUUCAUGAUUCUACCUUUAGUAGAUCAAGAGUUAUCAUCCAAGAACUCUGAGCGUGACGUUUCAAGACUGUGCUGACGUGAAGUAAAAUUCAAGUGGCCAUAAUUCCUAAACUGUUGAUCCUUUUUGAAAUUUGUUUAAAGAUGCUUGUAGGUGCGCAGCCAUUCUUCAACUUUGCUUAUAAUGGUCAUUCAUGUAGAUCAAGUUCCCCAAAAGAUAUACAUGAUUUUCCUCUCGUAACUAAUUUUAAGGAGACGUUUUGUAUUACAGCCUAAAUAUCGCCAAAAGUAUUGGGUUUAGAGCUUUAGUAGAUAUUACCAACAUUUUACACUGGGUCAUUUCCAAUCCAAUAAAGUUUGUUUCAUGAUACUACCUUCAGUACAUCAAGAGUUAUCAUCCAAGAACUCUGAGCGUGGCGUUUCAAGACUGUGCUGACGUGAAGUAAAAUUCAAGUGGCCAUAAUUCGUAAACUGUUGAUCCUAUUUGAAAUUUGUUUAAAGAUCCUGAGAGAUGCGUAGCCAUUCUUUAACUUUGCUUAUAAUGGUUACUGUAGAUUAACUUCCCGAAAAGAUAUAUUUGAUUUUCUUCUCGUAACUAAUUUAAAGGAGACUUUUUGUUUUACAGCCUAAAUAUCUCCAAAAGUAUUAGGGUUAGGCCUUUAGUAGAUAUUACCAACAUUUUAGACUGGGUCAUUUCCAAUCCAAUAAAGUUUGUUUCAUGAUUCUACCUUUAGUAGAUCAAGAGUUAUCAUCCAAGAACUCUGAGCGUGACGUUUCAAGACUGUACUGACGUGAAGUAAAAUUCAAGUGGCCAUAAUUCCUAAACUGUUGAUCCUAUUUGAAAUUUGUUUGUUUGUAGAC
Anthonomus grandis grandis is the source of this 6861-nucleotide messenger RNA. RefSeq names its product neurabin-1 (gene Spn). Gene Ontology annotation, cellular component: cytoplasm; postsynaptic density; actin cytoskeleton. Bases 250 to 5559 code for a protein of 1769 amino acids. The record is from RefSeq and is a predicted model, not a curated record. Gene Ontology annotation, molecular function: actin filament binding. The transcript is spliced from 23 exons. Gene Ontology annotation, biological process: neuron projection development; calcium-mediated signaling; actin filament organization. NCBI's taxonomy places the organism in Eukaryota, Metazoa, Arthropoda, Insecta, Coleoptera, Curculionidae.